Drosophila miranda is the source of this 1787-nucleotide messenger RNA. Its product is annotated as cell surface glycoprotein 1-like. The record is from RefSeq and is a predicted model, not a curated record. Bases 213 to 1787 code for a protein of 524 amino acids. The transcript has 4 exons. NCBI's taxonomy places the organism in Eukaryota, Metazoa, Arthropoda, Insecta, Diptera, Drosophilidae.
CCAAACGUCCAUAAUCGUCCCACGGAUCCAUUUACCAUAGCUUAGAUUACAGAAUUGCAAGCCCGCUGACGCCGGCUACCGUGAGUCGCGCUGUCAGCGGAGGGAAAUGCAUGACGUUAGAAAUACAAGAAAUAAGUCAGAUUCCGAACGCCGAGCGAGCAAGGCGAUUUUGAUAAAACCCUACUAUACCAGAACCAAAACAAUAACCAGCCAUGAACGCCACCGAGAACACCCCAGCUAAGGCGCACCAGAGAGCCGCUGCAUCAGCAGAGUCACCCGAAGUCGUAGACCUCACGGAUUUCUCCGACGCCGAGGAACCGGAGUCCGCUGCCAAGGCGGACGAGGAAGCCGCCCCGAAGCCAGGAGUAGCCGAAGAACCCCACACCUCCGAUGGGGACAUGUACGCAGAUAUGGAGCUAGACGCCGACGAGGCAGGGGCAGCCGACCACGAGGGUCCCCGAGACAGCCCCCCGCUGUUCUCCCGCCGACCAUCCGGGUUCCGUCGAGAGAACCUGUGGUCGCCGCCGCCGUAUAAACGACGAGCCGCGCCCUGCUCCCCGGAGCCAGGGUCACCGUCAUUCGAAGAGGAGUUCGAAGAUGCCGGUUCCUGCCAGCACAGCUUCCCUGAACCAGAGACGCCAUCAUACGCGCCGAUGUUCGAACAGGAGUUUGAAGAUGCCGGUUAUCACCAGCGGCGCGAUCCCCGAACCGGCCCCGAAACAGAGACCUUUCACCACACGGUCACGCCAUGGGGGUUACGCGUCACGCGUAACCACCAGAUGUCCGUAGACGUCUUUGUCCCUCCCGGCCGGAAUGUCAACGCGUUCUUCAGGACAUUCCGAGAAGCCGCGGAACCAAUCGACUACCGCUCCGAACCGGCCGCCCCAGCCAGGGCAAGCCCCCCGCACGCCGAAGCGCGACCGCCAACGCCCGCAUCGGAUCCUCCCCGAUGCCCCAAUCCUCCCGAAGAGUCAGCGGCGGCCACGCCCCCGCACGCCGAAGCGCGACCGCCAACGCCCGCAUCGGAUCCUCCCCGAUGCCCCAAUCCUCCAGAAGAGUCAGCGGCGACCACACCAACGCACGCCGAAGCGCCCCACGCGGAGGCAGCGCAAGGCCCUCCCACUGAAUGGCCCACCGGGGCUACAGAAGAGGGAAACGCCGCUCCGGUUCGACAAGCGGAGCUGACCGAACCGGAGGAGCAGUGGGAAACGGGGCCGGACAGCGGGUACCCCACCAUGACCAUACGGAGGGUAAAACAACCCGUUGCGGAGGAGACGGCGCCGACCCCCCAAACUGGGGAGUGGGAAGGACAAGACGAGUUGCUGGUGGACUGCGACUUGGAUGAAAUACUACGAUUUCUUCAAGACGAAUCUACGCGGGAGGGGCAAAGUCCAGCGGACUUCUCCCUGAUCGAAGAGCUGAACCAGCCCACCCAGUGGGUAAUCGCGCCGGCAGAUUGGCAGGUGAACGUCCCGGGCCGGGCCCUACCGGCGGGCCUCAUCGAGGAGAUACACCAGCGGCUGCUGGAAGCGGAGAAGCUCCGUUUCCGAAGCUGGUCCUGGGAUCAGUGCUACCGGGUCCACAAGCGAUCCCGGGCCGCGCCUCCGAGACACGAACCGUUAGCCGGCGACAACUCCCCACCGGGCCAACACAUUACCCCCACCACUAAACUUAAGCUCCCGAAGAACAGACUAGCCGAUAAGAACCCCCGCCCCUUCCCUUCGCGGCUUCGGGACGCUCCGCGAAGCGGCAGCCAAUCCGAAGCCGACGAAGACGAAGACACGUAG